Bacillus rossius redtenbacheri is the source of this 2926-nucleotide messenger RNA. RefSeq names its product UDP-xylose and UDP-N-acetylglucosamine transporter (gene Efr). Gene Ontology annotation, molecular function: UDP-N-acetylglucosamine transmembrane transporter activity; UDP-xylose transmembrane transporter activity. Gene Ontology annotation, cellular component: endoplasmic reticulum membrane; Golgi membrane. Gene Ontology annotation, biological process: transmembrane transport. The coding region runs from base 290 to 1291 and encodes 333 amino acids. The record is from RefSeq and is a predicted model, not a curated record. The transcript has 8 exons. Lineage: Eukaryota; Metazoa; Arthropoda; Insecta; Phasmatodea; Bacillidae.
CACAAUGACAAAUUUAUUUUGCCGCUGCGUACGGCUGUGUUAGCAGGCCAACAUCCCAGCAGCUAAGAGCUCCCAAUUACGUCAUGUACGCCUAUGAUUGCGCUGGGAGAGGGAGUGGGUUUACCUAAUGUAGUUAACUCACCUUGCGGCUAUUCUAUGCCUUGCGGGAUGUAUAUAACCCGCUGAGUUUAAAGGUUAUGUUAAUAGUGCUACAAAUAAUAUAAAACUGUGGUUAUUUUUUCGUGUUGAUAGUUUGUUUAAGUGAGGCAAGCGUUUUAAAGUCAUCAUCAUGAAUCCAGCAUUUGCAGUUCUUUUUGUUUUUGUGGGAUGUUGUAGUAAUGUGGUUUUUUUAGAACUGCUAGUAAGGGAUGACCCGGGAGCUGGUAACAUCAUUACAGUUUCUCAGUUCCUCUUCAUUUCCUUGAUAGGAUUUAUAUUCACAACAAAAUUCGGAACUGUCAAACCUAGGAUUGGAUUAUGGGAUUACAGCUUACUGGUGUUGAUGUUCUUCGUUGCAAAUCUGUGCAACAACUAUGCCUUCAACUUCAACAUUCCAAUGCCACUGCACAUGAUAUUCAGAGCUGGUUCACUUAUCACAAACAUGAUAAUGGGAAUACUCAUUCUAAAGAAGACCUACACAUUCUCAAAGUACCUGUCUGUGAUCAUGAUUACAACUGGAAUUGUCAUGUGCACAAUCGUGUCUGGAAAAGAAGUUAAAGACACACGACCGGGCCAAGAACAUGUGAAAAAUAACGAAUAUGAAGUGUUCUUUUGGUGGGUAGUAGGUAUUAUUCUUUUGACGGUUGCAUUAUUCGUGUCUGCCCGAAUGGGGAUCUACCAGGAAGUUCUGUAUGGAAGAUACGGAAAGCACCCGAGCGAGGCAUUGUUCUAUACUCACCUGCUGCCCCUGCCGGGGUUCCUGCUGGUGUACAGCAACAUUGCAGAGCAUGCCGUCUCCAUGGCGUCCAGCCCGCUGGUGCAGCUGCCGCUGCUGGGGCUCGCCAUUCCGAAGCUCUACCUCUACUUGAUAGGGAACGUGCUCACCCAGUACCUGUGCAUAAACUCUGUGUAUGUUUUGACGACCGAGUGUUCCUCGCUGACCGUCACGCUGGUCGUGACUCUUCGCAAAUUCGUCAGCCUCCUCUUCUCCAUUGUUUACUUCAAAAACGAGUUCACCACGAUUCACUGGGUCGGAACAUUCCUGGUGUUUCUCGGGACGAUGAUCUUCACUGAAGUGAUCAUCAAGAUAUCUGAAGUGAUCAGUCCACCAGCCAAAGAGAAAGUGAAGUAGAAUGAAUGUAAUUCCAACUCGAGGUAGAACGGGAGUGGUUGUGAAGACACGAGGCAGGCAGGCAGCACUGGACUUUGCGCAGCAUCACAGUGUGCUGACUGUUGGGGAUUGCUCUGGUGCUUUCACUAUAUAUACGUUCAAAGUUUAGUUAGUCUUAAAUUUAUCAUUGCCAAAGUCGUUAUUGAACUUGUAAAAGCUUUUAUUUCUUGAUUGCAGUUUAAAUGUCUGUGAUAAUCAUGUCUUCAAUUUUAUGCCGUUGGGUUACCAUUGUAGUGAUAGUAUUUUAGAAACAUUUAUUUUACGUUAAUGAAUUACAAAAUAUUUUAUCUUACUUUUUUUUUGCAACUUUCCUGUUUUUAAUUAAGAAUUUUUUAAAACAAACCAAUUUUUUAUUUGUUGAUUAUCUUUUUUGCUUUUAAGAACAAUUCAGUAUUUUUGUAGAUCUAGUUAUAAUUCUGAUUUCACUCUAGUAAACUGCUUUUUAUGUUUGAAUAAAACAAAUGAUACUUCUUGCUGUGUGAAGUUUUUCAAUAGUUUCAUUAUUAUCUGAAUGUGAAGAGAAACAGCAUACAUGGAACUGCUCUUUAAGUAAGAUAAAAUAUUUAAGAUUAUGAUGCUUAUUCUUGUGGCUGUUAGUAACAGUGUUCUCCGGAACUUGAAUUCUUGAAUGGAUUCCAAAACCAAACAGCUCUUUAGAACCUGCAAAUGUUUGUAAACCCUUUGGAGCUCCUGAAAAUUUGCAAAUAAAUUUUCUAGAUUCAUUCAUAGAAGUUUUUAGAGUAAAUUUAUUACUGAUCAUAAAACAUGUUGCUUCUGAAAUUAUAUUAAGGACAGAGUAGUUGCACUAUUUUUGGUUUGUAAGUAUGAUGGAAUAAGAAUAUAAUUCAUGCAUUCUAAUCAAACCAGUUUCUAAUUUUAACUGUCUGGAUUGUGUGCAUGUUUUUACUGGUGAAAUACUGAUUUUGCUAAUUAAUUCUGUUGUAAUCUAAACUGAUUUUUGUGAAUAUAACUUAAGAUGUUAUAUUGUAGUUCUGCACAACAAAAUUUUCACUUGAAAACAAUAUGCAAAGUUGUAAUAUUUUCAAUUGAAAUACAAGAUGCUGUUUGUGUUGUGUAAAAUUUGCUAUACUUUUGAAUAUCUGCCUUGUAUUGGGUAUGUCAGACAUUUUCGUUAGCAGCAUUGUGCAUAAUAUAUAUUAUUUUCCAUUGUAAUAGGGUGGACUUGAAACAAUGCUUCUAUUGCGUUGUAGUAUUUUAAUGUUUAACCAAGGUUUUAUUCAUACUUUUGGUCCCCCAAAAUUUGUCGGCUUGAACAACUCUCUCUCUGGUGAUAAAACUGGGGAUUCAAUUGGUGAAAUAUUUGUAUCAUAGGUUUACGUGUGUGGUUAGUAAAUUUUUCUCCAAAAUGUGUAUUUGCAGUUAUUGAUUAAAGUCGAAAUUAGUGGGAAAUCAAUCCAAAGCUCAACCAGAAUGUUACAAAACUACAGCAAAAUAUGUAAAUAUAAAUAAAUAUAGAUUAAUUUCAAAAUUAGGUAUUAACUGUUAAGUUCCAUUUAUUGUCAAUUUAAUACAUUGUAUUGUGUUCAAUGAAGAAACAUUUCAAACAGUAAAAAAAUAAAUUUUUUUAUGCCAUAA